GCAGCACUAGCGCAAAAAAACAGCUGUUCUAAGAAAAUCGAAAAAAAGGCGGGAAAAGUUAUAAGUCAUAGAAAAGAGCCCAUAAAUUUCACCAUAAUUUCUGCAUGAUGUUCCAACGCAAAUAACAAAAGCCUUCGUUUCACACUCAAAACAAAAACAGCUGAUGCAUAACUGCAGUUCUGACCUUUGGCGAGCACAAGAGAGAAUUUGCAAAGAACGGUAAAAACGCCAUCAAAUAACUGAAAGUAGGCAUUUUUGUUCAAGUGCAAACAGCAUCGGAAAGGAAAACGAGGGGACUAAAGAGUGAAAUUGCAAAUAAAGCAGCAUUUUAGGAUACACACUAAACGGAAGUUGAGACACCGAAGUUCUGAACAUGUCUGGCAUUGCAGUCACGCGGUUGGGAGAGGAGCGAAAAGCUUGGCGCAAGGAUCAUCCCUUCGGAUUCGUCGCCCGUCCCGCCAAAAACACAGACGGCACCCUCAACCUGAUGAUCUGGGAAUGCGGCAUUCCCGGCAAGAAGUCCACCCCUUGGGAGGGCGGCCUUUACAAGCUGCGCAUGAUAUUCAAGGACGACUACCCCACCUCGCCGCCCAAGUGCAAGUUCGAGCCGCCGCUGUUCCACCCGAACGUUUAUCCCUCGGGCACUGUCUGCCUGUCGCUGCUCGACGAGGAGAAGGACUGGCGCCCGGCCAUCACCAUCAAGCAAAUCCUGCUGGGCAUUCAGGACCUGCUUAACGAGCCGAACAUCAAGGACCCGGCCCAGGCGGAGGCCUACACCAUCUACUGCCAGAACCGCCUGGAGUACGAGAAACGUGUUCGCGCACAGGCCCGCUCCAUGGCGGCCACGGAGUAAUCCGAUCCCUGCAAGAGGAUUCCUUUGUAGACAUAAGCAAACACACAUCUAGGGGGUACGCGUUUUCGUAAAUGCUCCUCACAUCUAAUUAGUUUUACUAAGUUUACUUAUGUACAUAUCUAAACGGAACUCUACUGCGCACACAAACUACAUUUUUGUAUACCGCUAAAUGCAAUUGAUAUUACUCAUUUUGUACUCCUUCAUCUAAAAUAAAACUCUAAAAGUUCUCUAAAA
This is a messenger RNA of Drosophila rhopaloa, 1087 nucleotides long. RefSeq names its product SUMO-conjugating enzyme UBC9-B-like. Gene Ontology annotation, biological process: protein sumoylation. Gene Ontology annotation, molecular function: SUMO conjugating enzyme activity. Gene Ontology annotation, cellular component: nucleus. NCBI's taxonomy places the organism in Eukaryota, Metazoa, Arthropoda, Insecta, Diptera, Drosophilidae. The coding region runs from base 374 to 853 and encodes 159 amino acids. The transcript is spliced from 2 exons. The record is from RefSeq and is a predicted model, not a curated record.